Menidia menidia (Atlantic silverside) is the source of this 597-nucleotide messenger RNA. NCBI's taxonomy places the organism in Eukaryota, Metazoa, Chordata, Actinopteri, Atheriniformes, Atherinopsidae. The record is from the annotation of a GenBank genome assembly.
AUGAAGUCUAGUGGCGAGGGUGAAAACCCCUCCUCCACGACUUUUACCUUCCCAGCAAUUAGGAAAAACCAGCAGCAGUGGAACAUGGAUGAAGUGGAGGAGCUGCGGGCGGAGAUGGAAGAGGUGCGGGACAGCUACCUGGAGGAGGAGGUGUACCAGCUGCAGGAGCUGCGGCGGGAGCUGGACCGCUCCAACAAGAGCUGCCGCAUCCUGCAGUACCGGCUGCGCAAGGCCGAGCAGAAGAGCCUGCGGGUGGCCCAGACCGGACACGUGGACGGCGAGCUGCUGCGCGGCCUGGAGCAGGACCUGAAGGUGGCCAAAGACGUGUCGGUGCGCCUGCACAACGAGCUGGAGAGCGUGGAGGACAAACGCAGCCGGGCGGAGGACGAGAACGAGGCGCUGAGGCAGAGGAUCAUCGAGGUGGAGACCUCCAAACAGGCCCUGCACAACGAGCUGGAGAGAACCAAAGAGGUGAGGCCUGGGGGGGAGGGGCUUCGUUUGGCUAAAACUCUGGGAGCGAGGCGGGAAAAGGCGUGCGUGAGGGUGAGAACGGUGUGGCGCGGGCCGGAGGAACGUGUGAGAAUGAGGACCGUGUGA